Molecule: messenger RNA, 1371 nt
Organism: Rhagoletis zephyria (snowberry fruit fly)
Lineage: Eukaryota; Metazoa; Arthropoda; Insecta; Diptera; Tephritidae
Gene: Vti1a
Product: Vesicle transport through interaction with t-SNAREs 1a
Biological process (GO): Golgi to vacuole transport; vesicle fusion with Golgi apparatus; intracellular protein transport
Cellular component (GO): endoplasmic reticulum membrane; Golgi apparatus; late endosome membrane
Molecular function (GO): SNAP receptor activity; SNARE binding
Source: RefSeq, a predicted model, not a curated record
AAAAUUUUUAUCAGCUGAUAUUGAUAUUUUUCUCUAAUUGGACAUAAUUCAUAAAUAAAUACACUAAUUGGAAAAAAUACUUUUGGUUCGCACUUGUAAUCCUAAAAACUAUAAAGCAAAAUAUCCAAACCAACAUGUUACUAAUAGAACAGUAUGAACAGCAGUAUGCUGUACUGAUUGCGGAAAUCACAUCUGAAAUCGCACAACUAAAACAAUUGAAAUGGGUGGAACGCCGAGAUCUAAGCUCCAAAAUCGAUGCAAGCCUGGCAGAAGCGCAUGAACUUUUAGAGCAAAUGACCUUGGAAAUACGGGAUGUAGAUGUUACGUUGCGUCCAAGUUUCCAAAAUAAAGUCAGUUGUGCGCAAGUGGAAUUGAAAAGACUACAAUCCGAUUAUCGUGGUGCCAAAGAAGCUCAGCAGAAACAACACAUGACAGUCUUAGAGUUGGGUGGUGGUGAUGGCGAUUAUUAUGAUGAUAUUUCCAUAAGUAAUGAUCAGCGACAACACCUAUUGGAAAAUUCGGAACGUAUAGAGCGCACUGGAAAUCGUUUAGUGGAUGGUUAUCGAGUUGCACUAGAAACAGAGGCGUUAGGCGCUCAAGUGCUUAAUGACUUGAGCCAUCAACGUGAAGUUUUACAUGGCGCACGAGCUCGUUUACGAGAAACCAAUGCGGAUCUAGGACGAGCUUCGCGUACUCUGAAUUCAAUGAUGUUACGAGCAUUACGGGAAAAAUAUGUUCUAUAUGUAGUCGGUGUAUGUUUUGUGGUAGCUGUUGGUGUUAGCCUUUAUUUGACGUUCUCAUCAAGUGCACCCACGGCUUAGUUGGUAAUUUAAGAGUGAUCUUUUUAUUGUUGUAGUAUUAUGUAUGUUAUCGCGUAUAUUUAUUUAGUGCAUUGUCUUUGUGGUCAUAAACGUUAUACAUUCCCUUCUCGGCAAUGUAAUGGGUUUCUUUGUUGAAAUGCACAAAAAAUAUCUAAAAAAUAAGUUUAGAAUAAAUCAUAAAAAAUAUAUACACAUAAUAAUGCCAUGAAAUUCAUGCGUUUUAAUGAAAUUAAUGGAAAUGUAUCCUAGAAAAUUAUUAGAUGCUAAAGUUAUUUACUUUAUUUAAAUUGUUCACUUUAUUUUAUUCAAAGGUAAAAUGUUGCUACAUUUCACGUCUACGACUAUGAGUAUUUGAGAAUAGUGGGUCGCAUUGUUAAAACAAGCCCAAUCUAAAUAUUUUUAUUGUGACAUCUGUUUUAGUAAUGUCCUUUAUUUUCGUACAUAAAUAUAAAAAAAGAGUUUCAUACACCUUUACACCAAUUACGGCAAUACAUACGUAUCUAUAUAAAUAGUGAUGCUUCAGAUUUGGUGUUUUCGCUCCGACAAAAUA